AUGCAGGCUCUUUCCCCACAGAAAUCUUGUAUAGUGGUGAUGGGGGUUUCAGGCUGUGGGAAAAGCUCUGUUGGAAGGUGCCUGGCUGCGCACUUGCACUGUACUUUCCUUGAUGCUGAUGACUAUCACCCAGCAUCAAACGUAGAGAAGAUGCAAGCAAGCAUUCCCCUCACGAAUCAGGACAGAUGGCCUUGGCUGCAAGCGCUGGCCCAUCUCAUUGACCAGCACCUGAACUCUGGCGAACACAUUGUAAUGGCGUGCUCAGCGCUGAAGGAGUCUUACAGGGACAUUCUGAGAGGGCGGCACCCGGAGAGCGUUGAAUUUGUCCUUUUGAAAGUAUCUCGUGAGAAGCUCUCGCAAAGACUGCAAGCCCGUCAGGCGCUACGAGCACAUUUCAUGCCUGCUGCUCUGCUAGACUCACAGCUGGCAACUUUAGAGGACAGCGGAUUUGGCAUGACAGUCGUUUCAGGUAGGAUGUGCCCUGAAUUUACAUCCAGCACCUUGCUGGUGUCCCUUGGGCACAAUCUGUCAAAAUUGCACUCCCUCGAAGUUAUCUUGGACUUUGUGCAGGGGAGGAGCCAGUGGAGCAGAUAG
Molecule: messenger RNA, 594 nt
Organism: Coccomyxa subellipsoidea C-169
Lineage: Eukaryota; Viridiplantae; Chlorophyta; Trebouxiophyceae; Coccomyxaceae
Exons: 4
Coding region: 1-594 (197 amino acids)
Cellular component (GO): cytoplasm
Molecular function (GO): gluconokinase activity
Source: RefSeq, a predicted model, not a curated record